GAGCAGACUUGCUACCUGGGGAGGCAAAGGGACAGGUGAGUGUGACUCUCCCACCUGGGGGCACCUGACAGGUGAGGCAGGAAAGGAAGACCAUGGGGCGAUUCAUCCUUGUGAGCCUGGGCUUGCUGGUCAUGGCCCUCUCCAUAAGGGGAGCCCAAAACCCUUGUCUCAAAGAAUGGUACUUCAGAAAUCAACGUUGCUACAAGGUCUUCAAGGAAGAAAAGACCUGGGAUGAUGCAGAGGCGUUCUGUGCGAAACAGAAGGCGGGCUGCCACCUCGCCUCCAUCCAUACCUCAAUACAGACGGCUGACACGGCUGACUACGUUGCAGAGAACCUCAAAAGUGGCCAAUGUGUCUGGAUUGGACUGCAUGAUCCAAAACAAAAUGAUGAAUGGGUAUGGAUAAACAGACAUGAAACCAACUACAUUCGCUGGGCAGACGGCUACCCUGAUCACUCAAAGAAGGAGAAAAAGUUCUGUGCUAAGCUUGAGAAAGAAACAA
Pseudonaja textilis is the source of this 501-nucleotide messenger RNA. The record is from RefSeq and is a predicted model, not a curated record. NCBI's taxonomy places the organism in Eukaryota, Metazoa, Chordata, Lepidosauria, Squamata, Elapidae.